This is a messenger RNA of Sinocyclocheilus grahami, 1624 nucleotides long. RefSeq names its product suppression of tumorigenicity 7 like (gene st7l). The record is from RefSeq and is a predicted model, not a curated record. The transcript has 14 exons. Gene Ontology annotation, molecular function: protein binding. Lineage: Eukaryota; Metazoa; Chordata; Actinopteri; Cypriniformes; Cyprinidae. Bases 43 to 1527 code for a protein of 494 amino acids.
CACUAUCCCACAAUUCUAAUGUUUACGGCUAGUCGGUGAAAGAUGGCGGACAGCAGUGGCAGUAAUCCUCAAUCACCCGGGUUCACGGAGAAAUUAAAAUCGUGGCUCUGCUGGUCGUGGACGUACAUAUGUACGCUCUGGUUCGCCAUGGUCUUAACGAUGGUUUACGUGCUGAGGAGCCCGCUGAAGCUGCAGGAGACCGUCAACGCAGCAUCUGUGUUUUUAAACACUCUUACGCCGAAAUUCUAUGUUGCGUUGACUGGAACCUCGUCGCUCAUCUCGGGCCUCAUAUUGAUAUUUGAGUGGUGGUACUUCAGAAAGUAUGGCACGUCCUUCAUCGAGCAGGUGUCUGUCAGUCACUUGCGCCCCUUACUGGGAGGAGUGGAGAACAGCAGCUCUGCGGGCCUCUUCUCCUCAGUAAACGGCGAUACCGAGCCGAGAACCAACGUUGCAGAAUGUAAAGUGUGGAGAAACCCACUGAACCUAUUCAGAGGUGCCGAGUACAGCAGGUACACUUGGGUGACAGGAAAAGAGCCCCUGACAUACUACGACAUGAAUUUAUCAGCACAAGAUCAUCAGACCUUCUUCUUGGGAGACACUCAGCAACUUAGACCAGAGGACUCUGUAAUGCAAAAGGCCUGGAGGGAGAGGAACCCACAGGCACGUAUUCGAGCAGCUUACCAGGCAAUUGAGCUGAACCGCGAAUGCGCUGCAGCAUAUGUGCUUCUGGCCGAGGAGGAAGCCACAACCAUCACAGAGGCUGAACGGCUUUUCAAACAAGCGCUUAAAAAUGCCGGCAAAGACACCAAUCUUGUGGUCUACAUCAAGCGCAGACUGGCCAUGUGUGCUAGAAAACUGGGUCGCAUCAAAGAAGCUGUAAAGAUGAUGAGAGAUUUAAUGAAAGAAUUCCCCUUAUUGGGAAUGUUAAAUAUUCAUGAGAACCUUUUAGAAGCAUUAUUAGAGCUGCAGGCCUAUGCUGAUGUACAAGCAGUCCUCGCAAAAUAUGACGAUAUCAGCUUGCCAAAAUCAGCUACUAUAUGCUACACAUCUGCCUUACUGAAAGCCAGAGCAGUGUCAGAUAAGUUUUCACCUGAAGCAGCGUCUAGACGAGGUCUCAGCACAGCAGAGAUGAACGCAGUGGAGGCCAUACACAGAGCUGUGGAGUUCAACCCACACGUACCAAAGAUCGGACUUCAAAGUGCACAGCCUCUUCGCACCCAAACACACACGGUCUCAGACGAAGGGUAUUUACACACGUGUGCACCUCAGACGUGCUGUAUCAGACUACAAACAUUUCACGAGGUCUCAGUGUACCCGAAGAAGGAGCUUCCUUUCUUCAUCCUCUUCACAGCGGGCCUGUGCUCGUUCUGUGCCAUGUUGGCCAUGCUCACACACCAGUUUCCAGAGCUUAUGGGGGUCUUUGUCAAAGCUUUCUUCAGCACCCUCUUUGCACCACUGGGCUUUUUUGCAGACAAGAUGGAGAGUUUUAUGCCCUCCUGCCUGUGGCAUCAACUUGCAAACGUCUGACGUACACACACAACUCACACAUACUUGAACUUGAAAACACUACUGUACUUGUAACAUGUAAGGUGCCCGUUAGCCGCCUGUACUGACAAUAAAAACG